Messenger RNA from Tetrahymena thermophila SB210, 1488 nucleotides. RefSeq names its product flavin-binding monooxygenase-like protein. Gene Ontology annotation, molecular function: N,N-dimethylaniline monooxygenase activity; NADP binding; flavin adenine dinucleotide binding. Lineage: Eukaryota; Ciliophora; Oligohymenophorea; Hymenostomatida; Tetrahymenidae. The transcript has a single exon. The record is from RefSeq and is a predicted model, not a curated record.
AUGUCUGCUUUCAAUCAGUUAAGAGAAGAUUAAUAUAAAAAUAACUAUUCUUAAAAAAGCGUAAUAGUUGUAGGAGCAGGACCGUUAGGUAUUUUAUCUGUGAGGUAUUUAUCAUAAGAAACAGAUCUUAAUACUAUUUGCUUUGAAGCUAAAAAUAAUAUAGGUGGCAUGUGGUACUUAGAUGAUUAUGACAGAUUAGAUAGCGAAAUUAACACCUCUAAAAAUGCUUUUAUACGUGAUAAUGGAUAUGUCUAAAGCUCACUCUAUGAGAAUUUAAGACUGAAUAGUGUUAAAAUGAAAACUAUGUAUAAGGGGUAUCCUAUUCCUAAAGAAUUCCAUGAAUACAUGAAAUAGGAUGAGUUUUUAUAGUAUAUGAGAGGAUUUGCGGAUAACUAUGGACUUAAAAAUUAUAUAUCUUUUGAAACUUAUGUUAAUUAUGUCAGACUUGUUGGGAAUAUGACCUAAUCUGAGAAAGAAUAAAUUCCAAUUAACUUAACAAAAAAAUUUUUAGUUGAAGUAGUUUCAUACAAUAAUUACGAAAAAGAUGUCAGACACUUUUAGGCAGAUUAUGUAAUUUGUUGUUCGGGACAUUAUUCAAAGCCAAAUAUAAUUAAGAUUCCUAACUAAUAAAUAUUUGAAGGCAAAAUUGAUCACACCCAUCACUUUCGUGAACGCGAUGGAAAAUAACUUGCUAACAAAAAUUUAGUUAUUAUUGGAUAAAAUACAUCUUGUUAAGAUAUUUUCUCCCUUCUGCUUUUUGAAUCUGAAAUAACUCCUAAAAAAAUAACAGUAAUAGGUAGAAACAGUGUUUAACACUUGAAAAAUGCCACUUCACUUUAAGAAGUUAUUAAAAAAGGAUUAAUAGAAUUCAUUUAAGAUGAAUGCCAAGAAUUCAAUUCAAAGAAUUCCUUAUUGCUUAAGAGUGGUAAAAUAAUAGAAAACAUUGAUUCAAUUCUUCUUGCCACAGGUUAUCAAUUUUGUUUCCAUUAUUUAAAUAAGUUCAAUCAUAUAGAUAAUUGUAUAGAAUAUUAUGAAAAUAACAGAUCUAUUGGUCCUCUUUAUAAUAAAAUAAUAUCAAUAAACGAACCUAAUUUAAUUUUCCUAGGAAGCAUAAAUGGUAGCAGCUAACAGCACUAUGAACGCUAAGCUAUUUAUUCUACACAUUACAUCCUUGGAAAAUUAACACUACCAACCAAAGAAGAAAUGAUGCAAGAUUUUGAAGAUGAAUUAAAAAAAAAUGGAGGUAAAAAGGGAUAUCUUGGAAUACUCAAGCUUCCAAAUUUUACAUCUAACCAUGACUAAUAUGUGAAAAAGUUAUAUAGAGAUAUGAAAGGUAUCGAAUUUGAUGAUGAGUUAUAAUAGACUUGGUUAUUAUAUGCAAAACUUUAUGAAAAGCAUUCUAAUGCUGGAAACUAUUAUGAAAUGAAAUUCGAAGAUCUAAGCCAAAUGCCAACACGUGACUAUGUUCCUAAAUUAGGACUUUUCUGA